Molecule: messenger RNA, 567 nt
Organism: Saccostrea cuccullata (small rock oyster)
Lineage: Eukaryota; Metazoa; Mollusca; Bivalvia; Ostreida; Ostreidae
Exons: 1
Coding region: 1-567 (188 amino acids)
Source: RefSeq, a predicted model, not a curated record
AUGAGAAGUCUUGUAGAUUUGGAAGAGAAAGUAUGGACCUCUGGAUAUUAUGUCGAUACACCUUCAUUAUUUAUUCUUCCGAUGGUCAAAGAAGGAGCAAAACCUACAAAACUGGAAACAUUUCCACUGGAUAGGGUUAUUUUUGAUAUGUGUUUUAAUUUUGAGGGAGAUCUGGUCUUCAGUGAUUGUGCAGAAGGAUCUGUGAACAUCUGGAAAGACGAUCAAGUAAAAGAGGUAGUGAGGCUCCAAGACUGGACUCCAAUGGGAGUACACGCUACAAAAGAAGACAUUCUCGUUUGUAUGAUACAUACAAGUACGUGUGAUAAGAAGAUUGUUCGUCAUAGACAAGGUUCCACCGAGCAUUUUGAAUAUGAUCAAGAUGGAGAACCUCUUUUUAGUGACGUUGAUGAGACUUUAUAUAUAGCGGUGAAUCAGGAUUCCGAUCUCUGUGUGUCUGAUUAUGGAGCAAAUAAAGGUCUUGUCCUAAACAAAAGCGGACUUUUACAAUUCACUUAUACAGGUGAAACAUUUUUGGAUGCAGAACCAUUUGGUCACGUGGCAUUAUGA